This is a messenger RNA of Oryzias latipes (Japanese medaka), 429 nucleotides long. NCBI's taxonomy places the organism in Eukaryota, Metazoa, Chordata, Actinopteri, Beloniformes, Adrianichthyidae. The record is from RefSeq and is a predicted model, not a curated record.
AUGGACGUGGAAGCUGAAAUCCUGUCUGAGUGGAAAUGCCUGCUGAGCCCCUCUGGAGAAUUUUCAGAGCUUCAACACCAAGCCGCCUCUCCUCAGUCCCAAAUGGAUUCCACGUGCUCCUCACCCGAGAUGAGCUAUCCUAACAGGCGUCGGGACAUAAAGGAUUUCUCCUCCUUGGACUUCUCGGAGCGCGAAGUGGCUUCAACGGCGCAAAGAUCAAGCAAGUCCAAAAUGUCCACCAAACGACGCAUGAAGGCCAGUGAGAGGGAGAAGAUGCGGAUGAGAAGUCUGGCAGAGGCUCUCCACCAGCUGCGCGACUACCUUCCACCGGAUUACAACCAGAGAGGCCAGCCCCUGACCAAGAUCCAGACACUGAAAUAUACAAUUGAAUACAUAAACAAGCUUUCAGACGUCCUGGGCCGUGCGUAA